UUCAGUCAGACGUCAAACUGUGAGGAUGAUAUUAGAGCCUCUUAUGUGCUUUGACGUAAACAGUGACACACAGAGACCCUGAAGCGUCACGCCACUUCCUGUCAGUCUCAUGCUGCUGUCUUAAAGAAACAUUCCCCUCAAACACAAAACAGACUCCAGGAAACGUGAUGUCAUAUCCAGGUGUUUCUGUUUAAUUGAUGUAACACAUCGACAGUAAACGUCAGGUGUUGAUGUCACUUCCUCAGAGUUGAAGACAAUAGCUGAAAAAUAAAUUAACUUUAGUGACUUUUGUCUCUGCGCUGAUGAUCGCUGUGGCCAGAGGCGAUAUGUUUUCAGGUUGUCCGUACAUACAUCCCUACGUCCUGUUCUCAUGAACACAAUAUCUCAAGAACUUCUCGAGGGAAUUUUUUAAAAUUUGACACAAACGUUCACUUUGACUUAAUGUUUUGGUGGUCGAAGGUCAAAGGUCAGUGUGACCUCCCUGAUCCAGCGCCGGUAUCAGAUCAGGGAGGCCAUUGAAAUAAGGAAGCGGGGCCCGGGGCCUAGGGACAAUGAACAGGGACAUGGGGGCAUACAUGCUCUCCCACACCUGGAGCAGCAUCCUGGAGAGGCGGCGGAUGGACAGCAGGUGGCGUCACGCCUCCCUAACAUCGGCUGAUUGACAGAUCAGCUGAUAAAGACGCGUCACAACCACCACCAAGUGACACUUCUGAGGAAGGCGGAAGUUUCCGCCGAAACAUGUCAAGAUAUGUAAUAUCCUAACAUGACUGAGACGAAAGAACACUAAAGUCAUGAAGCCAAAGGUGUUCAACUGCUGUGUAUAAAUCGCUCAGGUGAUCAGCGCUGCAUUCCAUGAGCCCGUAGAGCAGGUGCAUCAGUGACUUACGCCGGCCGAGCGGUCUACUUCCAGUUUAUUGCUCCCUUAAUUUAAAUUACUGGUCCAUCUGCGUCCCAACCCUUACCUAUGGUCAUGAGCUCUGGGUAGUGACUGAAAGAAUGAGGUCACAAGCGUGUGAAAUGAGUUUCCUCUGUACGGUGUCUGGGCUCAGCCUUAGAGAUAGGGGGAGGAGUCAGACAUCUGGAGGGAGCUCGGAGUAGAGCUGCUGCUCCUUCAUGUUGAGGUGGUUCAACAUCUGAUCAGGAUCCUCCUGGGUGCCUCCCAUUGGUGUUUUGGGCACGUCCCAUCUGGUCUGGGAACGCCUCGGGGUCCUCCAGGAGGAGCUGUGAAGAGGAACAUCGGGGAGCUUUGCUCAGCGUCCUGCCCCCGAGACCCAGCCCUGGAUUGGUAGACGAAAAUGGAUGGAUGGAUAAGAUGAUUUAAUCUUGUGGCUCUUCUAGACUUUAAAAUGUUAUCAAUUCAAAUGGAUCAAAUCCUGAGAGUGAAACGAGUCGUUCAACUGCAGUCACAAUGUAAGUCAAUGGGAGGAAGUCUUUUUGGGUUACAGAGCAUCAUGUGACGCGCCUGAAAGUUCUAACUCCCACUAGGAAAAUUGGCUUCAAAGCCUGGCACACUUCAGGGAAACAGUUUUAUGUUGUUGAAUACUCUGUGUCAGCAACCAAAGCGUCUGAACUGAGAAGACGCUGCACCCCCCAUGGUGUCUCACUGUCCUGCUGUCUUCUGCAUUUACCUUUUAGCAAGACUUUGUUUUAAAACUGAUUUAAAAAGCAACAACAGCAGAAUAACAAAACGUAUUUACAUAGAAAUAAAAUCAGGAGAAAUGAAAUAAUUGCAGAAACAUCAAAAAAUGGCAGUAAUACUGAAAUCACGCUAUGGAGCCGCCCUCAGUGUGACGGGCCUACAGAUGGACUGUAAACGUCUCUCUGGAUCUCAUAGAUUUGGACUUUAAUCUGUUUGUUGUGAAAUGAGUCGGUCACAAACUUCGUCGCUGAUCUCAGAGGAUCCAUCGCAGCUUUUUAAAAUGCAAACGCAAACCUCCCUCCUGCCGUCACUUCCUGACUGACGGAGCGGAGGUUCUUCUCCCCCCUGACCUCAGAGGUGAGUCUGCAGGUCGUCUCAUUAUCAGCAGGUAAAUAUUGUCACACUGACGUCAGAGCUGCUCUCAUAUAAACCCUUCAUGUCUCAGACUGAGACUCAGCAUCCAGAGGCGUCUCUCAGUGUCCCUCAGCGUCCCGCACGGUCCGAGUCCAUCAGCGCCAUGCUCAGCGGCAGGAUGCUGCUCCUCAGCGCCUCCUGCUGGCUGCUGGUUGUUUUGGGGAGCAGCAAGGAGCUGAUAGAGAAGCGAUCACCUGGAGACACUGCCAUCAAGACACAAGAGGAGGAGGAACUGACAUGGAUGGAAACUGUCAGAGACACUGGACUGGUGGGCGGAGUCAUACAACCACAGGGUGGACUGGUGGGAGGAGUCAUACAACCACAGGGUGGACUGAUCGAAGCUCUGCAGGAAGUUCUGGAGAAGUUAAAGAACAAACAGCUGCCGUCGUCAGAGAAGAAGCUCGGCUGGGUUCCUGCUUGUGAUGCAGGUGAGCAGUGUGCGGUGCGUAAAGGCUCGAGGAUCGGGAAGUUGUGUGGAUGUCCCGGAGGAACCGUCUGUAACUUCACUGUCCUCAAGUGCCUGUAGGAACUUCCUGUUUUUCUCAGCUACAAAAUAAAAGCGGCUUUUUUA
Messenger RNA from Epinephelus moara (kelp grouper), 2624 nucleotides. RefSeq names its product cocaine- and amphetamine-regulated transcript protein-like. Lineage: Eukaryota; Metazoa; Chordata; Actinopteri; Perciformes; Serranidae. Gene Ontology annotation, biological process: adult feeding behavior; G protein-coupled receptor signaling pathway; negative regulation of appetite. The transcript has 4 exons. Bases 2076 to 2579 code for a protein of 167 amino acids. Gene Ontology annotation, molecular function: neuropeptide hormone activity. The record is from RefSeq and is a predicted model, not a curated record.